This is a messenger RNA of Anopheles funestus (African malaria mosquito), 3342 nucleotides long. Its product is annotated as membrane alanyl aminopeptidase-like. The transcript has 7 exons. Gene Ontology annotation, molecular function: zinc ion binding; metalloaminopeptidase activity; peptide binding. Gene Ontology annotation, cellular component: cytoplasm. Bases 336 to 3155 code for a protein of 939 amino acids. Lineage: Eukaryota; Metazoa; Arthropoda; Insecta; Diptera; Culicidae. Gene Ontology annotation, biological process: proteolysis; peptide catabolic process. The record is from RefSeq and is a predicted model, not a curated record.
GGAUGUACUACAGCUGUGCAAGCCCUGUGUGUGCGAGCCCCAGAACUGUUGCCGAUGGUUGUAGACAUUUCGUAGCACGAGCAAUAAGUACUUUAAUACGUUUAUAACACGCUGAUAAAGAUAGACUGUACUGAAGAUCUUCGUUCUUCACAUUCCUGCCGUAAUAUUGCAUAUAGCCGGAUUUCUUUUUUUCUCGCUAGACAGUACUUCUUGAGUAGAAAGCUCUAUAAAUGUGACACUUUGUGCCAGUGAGCUUCCAGUAGUAGCCGAGUUUGCGGGGGAGCUAAAGUGAGUGUAGUGUGGCCAAAUCAAGCAAGGGAUUAAUUUUACCAAACAUGAAUGCACUUGUGAGGAUCGCCAUUUUGGCGAUUUGUUUAGUGAGCUUUCACACACGCAACAUUUCCUGUACACCACUGCAACCGAAACUGUUCGGUGGUGAGCUUGAGCUUGAACCACGCGCCGAACUGGACCACUAUCGGCUAAAUGAGGAUGUGUUGCCCACUCAUUACGAGAUUGAAAUUAAGCCGUACUUCGAACCGGAACCCCAAAAGCAAGCCUUUACGUUCGAUGGCAACACUGUCAUCACUGUGACCGCAGCGAAAGAAAACGUGACGCAGAUUAAACUGCACAUGGCACACAUGGACAUUCUGCUCUGGAGUGUGAUGCGCAAAAGCAACAGCAUGUUGGUGCCCAGCGAAGGCCGCACAUACGACGAGGAGACGCAAAUUAUGACGCUACAGCUGAAGGAAGGACUGUUGAAAAAUGUGGAAUAUCUCAUUGUGAUUAACUACGUUGGCGUGAUGGAGGAAAAUAUGCGUGGAUUCUACCGCAGCUACUACAAGGAAAAUGGCACGAAAGUGUGGCUUGGAUCGACACAGUUUGAACAAACGGAGGCACGGCGUGCCUUUCCAUGCUUCGACGAGCCCAAGUUUAAGGCUACAUUUCAGCUGAAGCUAAACUACAAACCGGUCGAGUACAGCGUGUACUCCAACACGCCAAUCAAGAAAAGUGACGUCCUUGGAAACAAUCGCACACUGGCAACGUUUGGCAUCACGCCGAAAAUGUCCACCUAUCUGCUUGCGUUCAUUGUUGCACCGUACACUACGAGCGGAGACGAUGUGGUACGUGUUCUAUCACGCCCGGAGGCCACAAAUCAGACGACGUACAGCAUUGAGGAGGGUCUGAAGCUGCUGAAAGUAUUGGGCGAUUGGGUAAAGUAUCCGUUCAACAAUGUGACGGAAAUCGAACGCAUGUACAUGGCGGCCGUGCCUGAUUUUGCGGCGGGAGCAAUGGAAAACUGGGGAUUAAUCACCUACCGUGAGUCAAGCCUGCUGUACGUGCCGGAGGACGCUACCAGUCUGCAGCAGCAACGCAUUGCAACAAUCAUCGCGCACGAGCUGGCUCACCAGUGGUUCGGAAACUUGGUCACCUGUGAAUGGUGGGAUGUAACGUGGCUAAACGAAGGGUUUGCCACCUACUUCGAGUACUUCGGUACGGCACUCGCUGAACCGCUGUGGGAACUGGAGGAUCAGUUUGUGGUCGAGAAGUUACACACCGCAAUGCAAACGGACGGUUCCAUCUCCACCCAUCCGAUGACCCAUCCGGUCUACACACAGGCCCAGGCAGCAGCGAUAUUCGAUGCCAUUUCCUAUAGCAAGGGUGGAGUUGUACUGCGAAUGUUAGAACACUACAUGACGAAAGAGGUGUUUCAGGCCGCUAUUGUAGAGUACGUAAAAGAUCGCCAAUUUCAAGCAUCGCGGCCGGAACAUCUUUUUGCCGUGCUCGAUAAACAUAAUGCCAGUGCGAGCGCGUACAUGAAGCCAUGGACAACACAGCCAGGAUUACCGCUCGUGUACGUUACCGGCCAUGCGUACGGAUUUUCCAUUACCCAGCAACGGUUUCUUACCAACAGUAGUGAGCAGGAGGAAAAGUUCCUCUGGCCGUUGCCGAUCACGUUCGCUACCGAUGGGAAUGAAUUCGACAACACUAAGCCAACACUUGUUGCGACCGAGUCGCAUAACAUUUCCUUUGAGAAUGCGGCCAACGUGAAGUACUUUGUACUGAACAACCAACAAGUGGGAUACUACCGAGUACACUACGAUGACGCAUUGUGGGACAAGAUCAGCAAGGCACUUCGUACGAGAGGCUUUGGCGGCAUCCAUCAGCUAAACCGUGCCCAAAUAGUGGACGAUUUGUUCAAUCUCGCCCGGGCAGAUGUGAUGGGAUAUCGCAAGGCGUUGGACAUCUUGGAAUACCUAAAAGAGGAGACCGAGUACGCACCAUGGUUUGCCGCUGCCAAUGGCUUCAGUACGCUGGCACUAAGAAUUCAUCCAGAUGAUGAGACAUUGUUUUCGCAACACAUUCUGGACAUAUUUGCCAAAGCCUACGAGUUUAUCCAUUUUCAAGAACCUUCACAGUAUGAGCGCCGAUUGCGCAUUUACUUGCGACGGUUAGUACUCGACUGGACCUGUCGCUACGGGCAUGAGGACUGCAGUAAGAGUGCUUUACAGGAAUUUGAAGCGCUCCGUGCCAAUUCGAGUGCAAAAGUUCAUCCCGAUCUUCGCCAGGUAGUGUACUGUGAAGGUGUGCGCAAAGGAUCGCUCGAACAGUUUGAUUUCCUGUUGAAUCUGUACCUCACGACAAAUGUGGCUACGGAACAGCUACUCACGCUUCAGGGAAUGAGUUGUGCAACGGAGAAAGAAGUCAUUCAUAAAUAUAUGAACCUCACAAGCUCGCCGGAUGUCCGGAGACAGGAUAAGGCUACCGCACUAUCACUGCUUCUAAAUAAUCAACAUGCACUAGAAUCGGCCGCAUCUUACCUAGUAGAAAACAGUGCCCGCUGGGCUGAAGCCCAUGGGGAUUACAAACAUGUUGCGAUGGCAUUCGGUGGUAUCCUUGCGCGUGUAAAAGAUGUGACCGUGAAGGAAAGUAUUGCACAAUUCGCGGAAGCGAACAAAGAUACGAUGGGUCUGGAAGCGUACGAAUUUAUCAGCAAAGGACUGGAGGAAUUUGACCACAAUCAACAGUUUACCAUGAAUCACCGGGAUGACAUACUUGGGUUCCUUACCUUCAAAGCUAACAACAGUGGUGCAUCACAAACUGUUAUCUUUAAUGUUGUUGUAGCAUUGUGUUUGGCACUGUUGGCGGUUUGGUAGGUUUUUUAGGGCAAGAAAUCAGUUAUUUACAUCGAUAAGCACUUAUUGCUUAGUUCUUUUCCCCCUCUCUCGUUAUCUAUGAUUAACAAUGUUAUAAUCAUUAGUGCAUUCUUUCAAUAAGAUUGUCAGUUUAUGAUCAGAAAAUAAAAAAAAAACAUUUUCUCUGAAAUCCUCUCCUUAGUAAAAA